Molecule: messenger RNA, 474 nt
Organism: Naumovozyma dairenensis CBS 421
Lineage: Eukaryota; Fungi; Ascomycota; Saccharomycetes; Saccharomycetales; Saccharomycetaceae
Exons: 1
Coding region: 1-474 (157 amino acids)
Source: RefSeq, a predicted model, not a curated record
AUGUUCUUCUUCUUCCUGUUGUUGUUCCUGUUGUUGUUCCAUGGGAAACAUUCAAAGAAGCCUCUCAUGGGAGUCAGGCAUGUGGGUAGAACGACUGGGCCCGCUGGGCAGGCAGACGGGCAGAUGGGGACGCCUGACCAAUUCCAAUUCCAAUUCCAAUUCUUGGUCAGGGGAAAACCAGAGAGAAGGACAAAUACACCCUUGGCCACUGUACUACACUGUCUGUCUCUCUGCAAGGUGGAAAAAAGCCUUGGCGUUGGCACAAUGACUGACCGACCGACUGACCCACUGACUGACCGACAGACUACCGGUCUGCCCGUCUGCCCGUCUGCUCGUCUACCCGCCUGCCACUCUGUCUCACUGAGUUCUUCAAUUUAUGUCCAUAUAAUUAAAAUAGAAAAAGCGAAAAAGAAAACUGUGGAAUUUCGCACGUGGCGGAAUUGGGAGGGUCACCAAAAGGGAAAGGAAAAAUAA